AUGGCUGUUAUCAGUGAUGGGGGAUCCCACUUUUGCAACAAGUUGUUUAAAGUAUUAUUGGAAAUAUAUGGGGUUUGCCAUAAUGUGGCCACUCCUUACCAUCCUCAGACUAGUUGGCAAAAGGAGGUGUCAAACAGGGAUAUUAAGCAGAUUUUUGCAAAAACAGUGAAUGCUAGUAGAACUAAUUUGUCAAAGAGGCUUUAUUUGGGCCUACCGGACAGCAUACAAACUCCCAUAGGUAUGUCCCUAUACCAACUUGUAUUUGGGAAGGCUUGUCCCUUACCGUUUGAAUUAGAGCUUAAGACCAUGUGGGCAAUGAAGAAAUUGAAAAUGAAUUGGAAUAAGGUUGCAGAACAGAGGUUAAACGGGUUGUAUAAGCUUGAUGAAUUUAGCUUGAGGCCAUAUGAAAGUUCAGCUAUCUACAAAGAAAAGAUGAAGAAGUUUUACUUGUUUCUGGGCAAAUUCAAGUCCAAAUGUACUUGUCCCUAUUUGAACACACAACUAUUCCCUCAUGGUGAGGUUGAGUUGGAUAAAAAGAAGGGUUUUAGGUUCAAGGUGAACAGGAAGCGAAUCAAAAUCUAUCCAGGGCAUGCUGAAACGGCGAAUGAAAGUUUGCAAGAAACUAACUGGUUAAUUGGUUUUGCAGGAGCAGUGAAUGCUUUGCAAACAGAAGCACUAGCACUGUUCACGGCCUACAACUCGCAAUAG
Messenger RNA from Solanum lycopersicum (tomato), 708 nucleotides. NCBI's taxonomy places the organism in Eukaryota, Viridiplantae, Streptophyta, Magnoliopsida, Solanales, Solanaceae. The record is from RefSeq and is a predicted model, not a curated record.